This is a messenger RNA of Cicer arietinum (chickpea), 862 nucleotides long. Its product is annotated as blue copper protein-like. The record is from RefSeq and is a predicted model, not a curated record. NCBI's taxonomy places the organism in Eukaryota, Viridiplantae, Streptophyta, Magnoliopsida, Fabales, Fabaceae. Gene Ontology annotation, molecular function: electron transfer activity. Gene Ontology annotation, cellular component: plasma membrane.
UUGUUUGCAAUAAUAUAAAGCAAAGCGAAUAUGAAACAACAACAUCCUCAUAGCAUCCUCUAUUGUCUUAAAAAUGGCAUUCUCUAAUGCUUUGAUUUUGUGCUUCUUUUUAGCAAUAAACAUGGCAGUUCCAACCUUGGCAACAGUGUACACAGUUGGAGAUACAUCAGGUUGGGCAAUUGGUGAUGAUUAUAGCAGUUGGGCAAGUGACAAAACCUUUGCAGUUGGUGAUAGCCUUGUGUUCAACUAUGGAGCUGGACACACAGUGGAUGAAGUUAAAGAAAGUGAUUACAAAUCAUGCAAAACAGGAAACUCAAUAAGUACAGACAGCAGUGGUGCCACAACCAUUCCUCUAAAGAAAUCAGGCACUCAUUACUUCAUAUGUGCUGUUCCUGGACAUUGCAUUGGUGGCAUGAAACUUUCUGUUAAAGUUGUUAGUAAACCUUCUUCUUCUUCUUCUACUGCUCCUUCUGCAACACCAUCAUCAUCAGGGAAACCUUCACCUUCUGAUUCCACUCCUACCACUACUACUACACCAACUAAGCAAAAUGAAUCUUCAGCAACUAUUGUCUCACCAUUUCUUGCUAUGUUCUUCACUGUGACAUGGAUCUUUCGUUAUAUUUUGGUAUGACUUAUAAGCCAGGACAGAGGCAGUGCUAUCAUUUCUUUCCUUUUUUUGUUAUUAUUAUUAUCUCUUCAUUUGCUUUCUUAAUUGUUUCAUCUAUUCAGAUUUAUUAUUAUGAGCUUCGUGUAGUAGUAUUAAUUAACUAGUAAUCUAGGUAAUCUUGCAUUGUUUUUCUUUGUUUUGUUGGGUUAAAAUAUUGAAUCAUUAUUGGUUACUGGAUUUUUUUUUUCUUCUUUA